AUGAAGUUUUCGUCAUCUUGCUCGGUCGUCUUCAGUGCACUCAUGCUGCUGCUCACCGGUCCCGUCAACGUCGCCGCCCAAUGCAGUGACGUCCACAUCGUCUUCGCUCGUGGAAGUGGCGAAAUGCCUGGGUUUGGUAUCUGCGGGACACCAUUGGUGAGCGGCAUCAAGUCCAAUCUCGCAGGCCUGAGUGUCUCGUCCUACGCAGUCAACUACCUGGCUUCAGUAGCUCAAACCAGUGCCGGUCCGGGUGCCACCGACAUGACCAACCAGGUCAAAGCCGUGGCUCAGCAGUGCCCAAACACUGUGUUCGUGCUUGGCGGGUACUCUCAAGGGGCUAGCGUCACCGACAUCGCCAUCGGUAUCAAGACGAUGCUCGGCGUCGGUGCAAGUAUCCCGGAGGAAUUAGCGCCUCGUAUCAAGGCCAUCGUGACAUUCGGCAACCCGUUGAAGCUCAUGGGCCAAACCAUCGCAAGAUCCAGCCAGCUGUACGGUUCCAAGGCGAUCGAGUUCUGCAACUUGGGUGACCCGGUGUGUGCCAACGGCUUCAACACGAUGGCCCACAUUACGUACCCAAUGGAUGGGAGCGUGACUAAAGCGGCGGCCCAAGCUGCGGCGUUAGUGAAGGGCAACGCAAGGGCGUUGCGUGGAUGA
Molecule: messenger RNA, 654 nt
Organism: Phytophthora infestans T30-4
Lineage: Eukaryota; Oomycota; Peronosporomycetes; Peronosporales; Peronosporaceae
Product: cutinase, putative
Exons: 1
Coding region: 1-654 (217 amino acids)
Molecular function (GO): hydrolase activity
Source: RefSeq, a predicted model, not a curated record